CGCGCCUUCAGAUGAAGUUCAGAGAUGCUGCUGACGGGACGCACCGCUCUCCUCCGCCGCGUCUGAAAGUGCUCGGGUUUGCGAGAAACUUCUAAGCGGCAUCUUUUGUAUCAGAGCGACCCCGAAGACGUUCUGUGAAGCGUCGUGAUGAUGAUGAUGAUGAUAACGCCGGGUUUAACGCGCGUUUGUGCGGUGAUCGCGCUCGUGAUGUGCGCGUGCGGCGCGUGCGAGGCGGGAUGCGCGGACAGACCGGCACCGAGAUGCUGUCCGGGACGGAAUAACGAGUGCGUGGAGCGGAGCGCGAGGAGAAGCGUGUGUUACUGCGACGCGUACUGCCGGAGGAGCGGCGACUGCUGCGAAGAUUAUCAGACCGCGUGCCACAUCUCAGCAGCUAUAGACUGUGAGGUGCGGCAGUGGGGUCCCUGGUCUCCGUGUUCGUCCGUCUGUGGGGCGGGGACUACAGAGCGAAGCCGACAGGUAGCCACGCCCCCUCACAACGGAGGCACGCCCUGUCCCGACCUCAAACAGCGCCGCGGGUGUCUCGCACACACCGAGACCUGCAGCGCAGCUAAAGAAGUGGCCAAAAUCCUGCCUGACUCAUUCAAGCGGAACUUUAAGGACCCUUGGAGACGGCCGCACAUGCUUAUGAAGGAGGAGAAGAAGAGUUACUGCGUGCAGAUGCGUGUGAAGCAGGCGAGCGCUGCGUGUAAGGUGAAACCGUGGAGCGCCGGAUUGGUUCACGAGCGAUCCGUGUGCGUCGAAUGUCAGAGCGAUGCCAUGACGCCCGAUAACCGCUGCCGUGGUGACGGGCUGCAGAACAUCAGAUCCUUCUGGUCGGCCGCAUCAGCUCCGGGUUGCUCUGGGUCGUGGGUUCGAGAGUCAUUCACUGAGGACUGCCGGUGUCCGUCUUACUCCAUGAUUUUCGUCUGAACCAAAACACACUUUCAAGCUCAUUCCGAGGGACACGGUUGCUUAAAAUGAAUCCUGGAGAGCCUCUUACAUCUGAAGCCGAAUUCUCUCCAUCCAAAGUUAAGCAAUCUGUCACUUUCCCGUGCCUCCAAUAACCAACACACAACGCUGUUCUUCUGAAGCUCUGCUGUCUACCUCCGUGCCGCACCUGCACCCGUCUCUGAAGCCUUAGAAUAUAGAUUUCACUUUGUCCUGUUUUCUACUCUCUUCUCUCUUCUGAUUCAUACGUACUGUAUUUAUAUACAGUACAGGUCAAAAGUUUGGAAACAUUACUAUUUUUAAUGUUUUUGAAAGUAGUUUCUUCU
Molecule: messenger RNA, 1274 nt
Organism: Cyprinus carpio (common carp)
Lineage: Eukaryota; Metazoa; Chordata; Actinopteri; Cypriniformes; Cyprinidae
Product: somatomedin-B and thrombospondin type-1 domain-containing protein-like
Source: RefSeq, a predicted model, not a curated record